Molecule: messenger RNA, 2844 nt
Organism: Closterium sp. Yama58-4
Lineage: Eukaryota; Viridiplantae; Streptophyta; Zygnematophyceae; Desmidiales; Closteriaceae
Source: the annotation of a GenBank genome assembly
AUGUGGUGCGCCGUGCUCGAAGCACUCGUCCUCAGAAGCACCCUAGGGCAACGACGAGUCGCCCUCACGUCGCCAUUCCUCUCCCCCUUCCCAUUACCCACCUCGUCGCCUUCGCACUCGCCGCGUAUCUCCCCCCGUCGCCCCUCUGCUCUCCCUUCCCAUACCCAUCUCGUCGCUCUCGCGCUUGUUUUGAAACGCCCUCCCGUCGCCAUUCCGCUCUCCCUUCCCGUUACCCUCCCGUCGCCAUUCCGCUAUCUCCCUUCGCUGCCCGUCGCCUCGAUAUCUCCCUUUGCUGCCCGUCAUCUCUACAUCUCCCUUCGCUACCCGUCGCCUCGCUAUCUGCCUUUGCCGCCCGUCACCUCUCUAUCUCCCUACGGUGCCCGUCGCCUCGCUAUCUCCCUUCGUUACCCGUCGCCUCGCCAUCUCCCCUCGCUGUCCGCCGCCCUCGCUAUCUCUCGUCGCCUCGCCAUCUCUACCGUCGCCCUUCCCCUCUCCCGUCGCGCCUUCCUCUCUCCGUCGUGCUUUCUCCCUCCAUCGCGCUUCCUCUCUACCGUCGCCCUUCCUCUCUCCCUUCGCCCUUCCCCUCUCCUGUUGCGCCUUCCUCCCUCCGUCGCGCUUCCUCUCUCCCGUCGCCUUCCUCUCUCCCGUCGCCCUUCCCCUAUCCCUUCACGCCUUCUCUCUCCCGUCGCCCUUCCCCUCUCCCAUCACGCCUUCCUCUCUCUGUCGCGCUUUCUCCCUCCGUCGCGCUUCCUCUCUCCCGUCGCCUUCCUCUCUCCCGUCGCCCUUCCCCUCUCCCUUCGCUCCUACUCUCAUUUCGAGCACAUCUACGGGACCCCUCGCUCACAGGAGAAAAACGUGACGCCGUGUCCAUCUGAGUUUGCCAAGCGGCUUCGUGAAGCCGCCGAGAGGGAUCGGUCUUCCACACCAUCCAGUUCCAACCGUGCCUCUACCUCCACCACGGUUGAGAUGCCUCCCGCAAGGCGUUCUAGGCAGCGGGACAUCCGCGAUAUGGCGGAUACCGUUGCCCGCGCGCGUUUGGACUACCUGUGGGCGGCAGUUGUGGCAGAGAAUGAUCUAGCCUUCAACGUCUCCAAAUCGCGUGCGCUACAGGCCUUCGUUGACGCGGCGGUUGUGUUCGCGAAGCCCUACACACUACCAACCCCUUACAAGGUGUCCGGCUCUCUCCUCGACAAGCUAAGGGCGGACGCCGAGGAGCUUGUAAGGCCGUUGAAGGAGAGUUGGAAGGCGACCGGGUGCAGUCUCUCGGUGGAUGGGUGGACAUGCAUGAAGUCCUGCGGGAUCGUGUGCGUCAUCGCCCACAACGACACCGCGCCCGUCAUUGUGGACAUCGUCGACUCGAAAACCGCCAAGAAAACAGGAGAUUACCUCGCGGGUCUCAUCGGGAACUCAAUCUCCGAAGUGGGGAAGGGCCUCGUGGUCCAAGUCAUCAUGGACAACGCGUCUAACAACCGAUCAGCGGCUGAGAAGCGUAAGGUGGAAUUUCCCUCGGUUUUUUUCGCCAACUGCGCCGCCCACUGCUUGGAUCUUAUGCUUCACGACGUAGGGAAAGUUAAGCCCGUCAAACGCGUGUUAGAGCAAGUGCAUCGAGUCGUCAUGAUGAUCAAGGGCAGCGCCUCCGCCGUCGUUCUAUUUCGCGAGCUUUUUACCAAGCUUGCGUUGGUGCGGCCGGGUGCGACACGGUUCGGCACUCAAGUCAUCAUGAUACGCCGAUUCUUGGAGGUGAAGAGGGCUCUCCAGGCCAUGGUCAUUAGCGAUGAAUGGAAAGGGGUGGCGGUGGCGCAAAAGAAAGAAGGGCAGGAGGUGAGGGCGCUUCUUCUAGACGACGUCUUUUGGGACUGUGUUUCUGCGGUGCUCCGCCUCCUCACGCCGGUGUAUGAAGUGCUAAGGGUGGUUGACACGCGGGCACAAGUCAUGGGCCAAAUCUAUGGCCUCAUGAUUGAUAUCACGGUCAAGACACGAGAAUCUGCAGAGGCCGCCGCAUCGGUAUUCAUCAAGAAGACGGGCCAGCUCUUGGCCAAGGACAAGAGCACCUUCAUGGCAUCCAUCAAGGGCAUCCUUGCCCGGCGAUGGGACGGGCAACUCCACAACCCCCUGCAUGCCCUGGGAUGGCUUCUUAAUCCCCGCAACCAAUACGCGGGGGAGGUGAGAACCGAUGCGGAGGUAAGGAAGGGGGCCGACGAGGUGAUUCAGGCCCGGGUGGGGGAUGUUGCCCAGCGCAUCAAGCUGCAGACACAGCUGGUGCAGUUCCACAAGGGUGAGGGCCGCCUCGGGUCGGAUGAUGCUCUAUGGGCAGCCAAGACCUUGGUGGAGGGGGAGCGCAUGACGGAUGCGGAGCGGUACUGGUCCGCCCUUGCACGAGUGCAGAGGCGGGACCGGAACCGCAUCGCGGCCAAGAAGAUGACUGAUGUCACCUUCGUGGCCUUCACCAGGAGGGCCCGCGAUACGUUUGAUCGCAAAACUCAGGCGCGUGCGAAGUUGUACGCUGAUCUCACCGACGGAACCCUCAAAGGGGGCAUUGCCAUGCCCCCGCCCGCAACAGUGGAAGAGGAUGAAGGUGGGGCUGAAGAGGAGGAGGGAGCCGAGGUGGAAGAGUGCACCAUCGAUUGGACUGUAUUUGGGAGCAUUGGUAAGAAGAAGAAGAAGCGCGCGGGAGAUUGCUCCAAGAGGAAGAGGAAGGAGAAGGGAAAGGGGCCAUGCAACCGGAAGGGAAAAGGAAAGAAGCGUGUGGAGGAGGAGGAGGAGGAGGAGGAGGAGGAGGAGGAGGAGGAGGAGGAGGAGGAGGAGGAGGAGGAGCGGCGGCAGCGAGCAAUGGGCGGGAGGUAG